AUGGCAUCGGUGUGGUGGUUGGCUCCGUGUUUCCUGGCCGACAACAAGGGGCGCGAGGAGCGGCAGAGACCUCUUUGCAGUGACAGCCGUGUCGUGCGGGAGUCCACCGGUGCGGUGAAUGGAAGGACCUUCCCCUCGUUCAAGUCGCCGAUGCUUCUUUGCACGACCUCCGAGUCUCCGUGUCCUCCGUGUCCUCCAUGUCAUCCAUGGGCUCCCCCGUCCAGCGUGUCUUGCAAGUUGAGGCUGCUUUGGCUGCCCGUAUUGUUUGCCGUCGCUGCUUCACAGCGUCUUCUGGGCUCCAUCAAAUCCGAUAACGGCUCCCAGCGGUUCCCUUACCCUUGUCAGGACUGGGGAAACUUCAUCAUAACGGCCAACCCCCAACAGCCACCUACCAUCUCGUACCGACUCAUUACCACUACCUGUGCAACAGAAAUGGCGCUCUCUGCCAUGCCUCCAACAUCCUCUUUCACCAUGCCUGCCCGCUUUGCCAUUGAGCUCGAAAAGCUUGACCCCGAGGUCCCCUUCCGCGCCUCGCAAGCCCACGCCCACCACACAUGGGCCCGAACCUUCCAUUCUCGGCCUGAGCUCUACCUGCGCCCGCAAUCGCUGGCUGAGAUACAGAAGAUUGUCACAAUGGCACGGCGGAUGCGGCGUCGCGUUGUUCUGGUCGGUUCAGCGCACUCACCCUCUGAUCUGACAUGUACGUCGGCGUGGAUGGUGAACUUGGACGACUACAACCGCGUGCUGAAGGUGGACAAAGAGCGCAAGACCGUGACAGUGGAAGCUGGAAUACGCAUGCAUCGUCUGAAUCUUGCCGCAAGGGAGCAUGGUUUGACGAUGCCCUCGCUCGGCUCCAUUGACGACCAGUCAUUGGCUGGCGCAAUCGCGACAGCGACACACGGGAGCUCCUUAUGUCAUGGACUCCUAUCUGAAAAUGUGCUUAGCCUUCGUAUCGUUCUGGCCAAUGGACAAACCGUCAAAUGCUCCCCAACGCAAUCCUCAGACUUGUUUCGUGCGGCCUUAGUAUCUCUCGGCGCUCUUGGGAUUAUUGUAGAAAUCGAGUUCCAGAUGAGGGAGGCCUCCAACCUGGAAUGGGUGCAGACCAUCUUGCCGAUCGAAGACGUACUCUCCAAGUGGGAUCAUGAUCUAUGGACUUCCCACGAGUUUGUGCGCGUGUGGUGGCUACCGUACAUGCGGCGUGCUAUUGUCUGGCGAGCUAACAGGACGACCUCCCCUCCUCGACCGCCCAAAUCCAACUGGUACGGCAGUAACGUCGGCUACCACACGUAUCACAUCCUUCUCUGGAUUUGUCAAUAUGUGCCGCGUUUCUUACCGUGGGUCGAGUGGUUCGUUUUCGGAAUGCAGUACGGCUUCAAGACGGGCGCUGCCACAUCUGCUGUAGAAGAGCAGCGGACUGGCCUGCUUAUGAACUGCCUCUACUCACAAUUCGUCAACGAGUGGAGCAUCCCGCUCUCACAAGGUCCCCAAGCACUAACCCGGUUGACCAGAUGGAUCCACGGUGAUGAGCAUGGCUCCGGAAUACCUUUCAGCCCAAAGGGGGUAUUUGUACACUCGCCCAUCGAAGUACGUGUGACUCAUGCCACGAGGACCAUGCGCCCAUAUCUUGACACUUCGGUUCCUGGCUCGCCCAGUCUGUACCUGAACGCCACCUUGUAUCGCCCAUACGGCCAAGAUCCUCCUGCGCGGCAGCGAUAUUAUGAAGCCUUCGAGCACCUGAUGAAGGAGUACAAUGGUCGACCCCAUUGGGCGAAGAAUUUCCAGUCAGUGGACCACGCCUACUUAUCAUCCGUCUAUGGAUCCGACUUGGAUGAUUAUCUCCGCGUCCGCAACGAAGUUGACCCCGAAGGCAUGUUUCUAGGUGCUUGGCACCGGCGCACGAUCCUACCACCUAGAGCCGAAAUGCCCGUGUUUCCUCUUGAGGAGAAGGAAAUUGUGAGAAGGGAGCGCAGCAGCGGCGGCACAGACUGGGUGGGAGAACAAGCAAGGUGGUGGGACGGUGGUGCGGAUGUCUUUAUGAAGACGAACACGGCCAGGAGUGAGAGUGAGGAGAGCUUUGACCUGAUGGCUGGCGCGGAGGCGGAAGCCAGCGUGCUUCUGGGAAGUCUUCGUGAUGAUACAGACAGCGAAGACGUUGAAAGGCGGCUUCACGAGACUAGUGCCGGACGUAGUAACUUCGAAAAGAUGUAAACUGGCUCGGGGAGCUGAUGAUAUCCUUGAUAUAUGGUUGAUGGGGCCACAUCUUUCCAUGAUACUCGUGGCGUGGGAUUAUCACAACACUCAUGAUUUGUACAGGGUUAGCUGCCGUGAUUCAGCAAGCGUUCACUAGUAAGUUGGGUAAAGGACCGAGAUGCAUUCGAAAUGCAGAAACCGUUUCAUCUAAUCUUCCCAGCUGCAUAAUAUCCGUUAUUCAUGCACGCAUCAAUCCAUUGUACAUGUAGAUCCCCCGCAUUCCACCAGCUCCCCAGCGCCUGCACAUACCCGGCACUCUUACACCCUCAAACGACGUCUUCCACGUUUUCC
Westerdykella ornata is the source of this 2541-nucleotide messenger RNA. RefSeq lists its product as uncharacterized. NCBI's taxonomy places the organism in Eukaryota, Fungi, Ascomycota, Dothideomycetes, Pleosporales, Sporormiaceae. The record is from RefSeq and is a predicted model, not a curated record. The coding region runs from base 1 to 2208 and encodes 735 amino acids. Gene Ontology annotation, molecular function: D-arabinono-1,4-lactone oxidase activity; FAD binding. The transcript is spliced from 2 exons. Gene Ontology annotation, cellular component: mitochondrion; membrane.